This is a messenger RNA of Rotaria sp. Silwood1, 864 nucleotides long. Lineage: Eukaryota; Metazoa; Rotifera; Eurotatoria; Philodinida; Philodinidae. The record is from the annotation of a GenBank genome assembly.
AUGCCGCAAUUUGAAGACAUGUCAAACGAACUUAUCCUUUGUGUUUGGGAUCAGUUAACAGCUGCAGAUGUCAUAUACAGUUUCUCGCAUCUUAAUACUCGUAUUAAUUCGUUGUUGUUAGAAUUUUGUGAACUUUACAAACAAUUGGAUUUACGUUAUUGUUCAUUAUCAGCUUGUCGAUUCCUUUGUCAUCAAGUACCAACGAUGAUUGAAUGGCGUCUUGGUCUUACUGUUCUUAAAUUAGGCAAUCGUUAUCGAUGUUUUCAAAUGGAUAUGUUUGCAGACGAAGUAGCAAAAUCAAUCGUCGCAAGUCAUUUUGCAAGGGAAGGAAAAUCAUGUAAUAAUGUACCUAAAAAUAUCUUCCGUGUCUUAAUGACAUACAACAAGCAAAUACAACCAAUAUUUCCUCAAUUGGUUUCUCUCGUUGUUUUCCAAUUUAUAUCGAUUAACGAAGAUUCCAGAGACAAACUAUUAUUUGCUAUAGCUCGUGGAUCAUCAAUGCGUACAUUUACUUGGAAUACUUGUUCUAAUCAAACUCAUCAUUCAAGAGCUUUGUUUGAUUGGUUAUUUCGAUGUUCGGUUAAUCUCGUUAGUUAUAAACUACAAACUCCACCGCGUGAAAACGGUUUCGAACUCAAAUACGAAUAUACAAUCGUUAAUGCCUAUGUUCCUCAUCGUUCUCUCAUCUAUCUUAAAAUCAGCAUUCUCAACUUAAAUACACUUUAUGUACUUCUUCAUUAUCUUCCUCAACUUAAACAUUUAGGUAAUAAACCAGAAUUCUAUACUCUGAAAAUAUUUAUUAUACAUGAAAAUUUUGCAAAUUUAUCGUAUUUCAAAAAAUCUUUUCAAAGGAGAAACAAUUAA